Molecule: messenger RNA, 1272 nt
Organism: Dracunculus medinensis (Guinea worm)
Lineage: Eukaryota; Metazoa; Nematoda; Chromadorea; Rhabditida; Dracunculidae
Source: the annotation of a GenBank genome assembly
AUGAACAUUCCAACGGAAUCGUCAUAUAUAUUAUUUUUUCAAGUACUUUUCCCAUUUUUGAUUGCUGGUUUUGGUAUGGUAAUUGCAGGGAUCAUUCUUGAUACAGUUCAGCAUUGGCAACUUUUUAUCCAGGUUCCUGAAACUUUUAUUCUUGUUCCAGCUUUACUAGGUUUGAAGGGGAAUCUGGAAAUGACUUUAGCAUCGCGUCUAUCAACAUUAGCAAAUACAGGGCAUUUCGAUUCUGUAAACGGCAGUUGGGCUAUUAUCACGAGCAAUUUGGCCUUAAUUCAAGUGCAGGCAAUUGUUGUUGCCUUUUUGGCGUCUGGAUUCGCUGCAAUUCUUGCUUGGAUACCUAAAGGACAAAUUGAUUGGGCUCAUGUUUCUCUACUUUGUGCCAGUAGUUUAACGACCGCUUCUGUUGCAUCGUUGUUAUUGAGUUUGUUAAUGAUUGUUAUUGUAUUAUUAUCACGUAAAGCUAAUAUAAAUCCGGAUAAUGUUACUACACCUAUUGCUGCAUCAUUAGGAGAUUUAACUACUUUGGCCGUUUUGUCAAUAUUUGGGUCAUUGUUUCUUAAUGCCCACAUAACUGAAUCAUGGCUUAAUGUGAUAGUUAUUGCAUUAUUUCUUCUUAUCGCUCCGUUAUGGGCUCUUAUAGCUCGUCAUGACCGUAGCACGACAGAUGUACUGGAAAAUGGUUGGUCACCAAUUAUUUUUAGUAUGCUAAUUAGUUGUACUGGUGGUUUCAUUCUUGAAGCAGCUAUUAAAAAAUUCCAGAAAAUCGCUUUGUUUCAACCAGUAAUGAAUGGAGUUGGAGGUAAUUUGGCUGCUGUUCAGGCUAGUCGAGCUAGUACUUUUUAUCAUCAAACUAGCCAGCUCGGAUAUUUACCAUUUGGAUGGCAAUUAAGAAGAUUUACAAGUUUUAAAAGAUCCUUUUUCUCGUCAGAUUGCGAUUCGCGCUCAGCUCGAGUCCUUUUAUUGCUGGUUGUACCGGGUCACAUGAUAUUUAAUUGGCUUCUUCAAUCUCUUCAUGGUGGUGAUAAAUCUUCAUUUACUCCACUUUUUACAAGUUUAUAUUUGUUAGCAGCAUUAAUCCAGGUUAUAGUUCUGUUAUUUAUUUGCCAGUGGUUGGUGUCAUUUUUAUGGGUAUGUCAAAUCGAUCCAGAUAAUGCAGCUAUCCCUUAUUUAACAGCUUUGGGCGAUCUUUCUGGUACUUUUCUCUUAUUUGUUGCCUUCCUUAUAAUUAACUGGUUUAUAAAAUAUCAUAUACAUUAA